AGAAAACACUGAAAUCGAUGCCGCGGGCCGCUUAUGAACUGCAAAAAUGACGUACUCGUACUAAUCGCAUUUAUGCAUUACAAAUUUCUCUGUUAAGUUGAACCCGCAUUACAAAUUUCAUUUCUCAUGCUGAGGAUGUUUGUCAUGCGAUUCAUACUAGUACGAUGCUUUUGCAGUUCAUACCGCUAGACCGAGGAUCUUGGAACUGUUGUUGAAGAUCUUCGUGAACAAUUUCGACCCGAAUUUGGAACGGGAAAUUCUUGGAGUUGCGUUUUCCGCGGUGGAUCAUGUCGAAACAAGGAACAAAGAUGAAAUUCCAAAUGCAAAUGCAAUAAAUCGUUCAAACAGUUCUACUGCGACAACAAGAACAACAUCAUCAAGACAAAAGCACUUUCUCGACAUCCAGAGCUGCGACGGGAUUCACAAGGAAAACGAAAAGGCUGCGGAGAUUCUGCAGCGGCACUUUCUGCUCCUACGGUUUUUCGCGGGCAUUCCCUCCGAUUUGCAGCAGGUUGUGAUAGAGAACAGGGUUAAUACGAGCGAAAGAAUCAUGUCGCAAGAAGGAGCUGCUCAACUAAAAACCGCUUCUAGUACGUCGAGUACCCUGUGCUUCGCCGAAUUCGACGAGGUGUGCCGGUCUCUUUGGUUUUUCCUACUUCAGGAGGAAGACGAGAAGAGGAACUUUUUGUCCAGAGACUCCGAAUUCCACGCCAUCAGCAGCUUCGAAGAUACGAUCGCGCUGACGUUGAAAAGGUUGGGCGAAGGAGAAGACGUCCUCGUGAUGGACAAUCAUGUGCACGACCAACAAUUCGCAGGACCACAAGAAAAAGAUCCAGAACAUCAAGCUGAUUUCUCCCCUAGUCAGCGAAAUUUAUCAAGAAAACGCCUACAGGAGGUGAACCGUUUGAUUGCGAAACAGGUAAACUGCCGGGCGAUGCCCGAGUCGAGAACUUUGAUCCUCGGUUUAAUCCGCAUCAUGCUGUUAAACACGACGAAACUCACACUACUCUUCGACCAAUCGAGCUAUUUUCUGAAGAACAGCCUCACCGGUCGGAACGAGCUCGCACCGAUUCAAGACGCGACGAUGAAGAGCACGAUGUUGAUCGGACAGGGGUAUAGGAUUUUGGCGCAGCAACGACAGUUGAUCCGGUCCUCGUUACGGCGUUUGGCGGAGGUGUUGGAAGAUUUCUACCGGAAGUCGUACUUGCCGAAAGCUUUGGUCCAAACUGCAGUUUUGAUGUUCAGCUACUUGGAGAAGGAGGGACUAUUAAGCUGCUUCAGUAGCAGCAGCUAUUAUAGUGGCGGAGUUAAGAACGGUAAUAUGCAUGGCCCAACAGGAGUACGAGCGGG
This is a messenger RNA of Amoebophrya sp. A120, 1350 nucleotides long. The record is from the annotation of a GenBank genome assembly. Lineage: Eukaryota; Dinophyceae; Syndiniales; Amoebophryaceae.